Molecule: messenger RNA, 2142 nt
Organism: Vollenhovia emeryi
Lineage: Eukaryota; Metazoa; Arthropoda; Insecta; Hymenoptera; Formicidae
Exons: 3
Source: RefSeq, a predicted model, not a curated record
AUGACUAGUCGACUCGACCGGAGGGAGAACAAUAAGCCUCGCGACGACACAUGCGCUACCGCGAACUUUAUUUCGGAAUCCGUCGUGAAACGACUGGGUUUGCCCGUAACGGCACGCUCGUCGUCCGUCGGCGCGAUUAACGCUACGCACACCGAAUCAAAGGGCUUAGUGAGAAUCACGAUACAAUCGACGAUUGACGGCUUUAGCAAAGAGUUAACAUGUCUGACUAUACCGACGAUUACCGAUUUAGUACCGUCGGAAGUCUUUCCACGGAAGUCGAUCACAAUACCCUCGAACGUUCGGCUAGCAGAUCCAGAAUUUCAUCUACCACGAUCGGUUGAGUUAUUAAUCGGUUCCGGAGCCACGCUAUCUUUAUUUUCCGUCGGACAAAUUAAUUUAUCCCACGAAGGUUACGACUUAUAUCUGCAAAAGACACGUUUGGGUUGGGUGGUCGCCGGUAGUACGUCGGUACAAAAUACCACAAGAACGGCGUGUUACUUUACGAAUUUAGAAAGUCAAUUGAACAAGUUUUGGACUAUCGAGGAAAUCGCGACGGACAAACCAAAAUCAAACGAGGAGAUCGCAAUGGAAGCACACUUUCGGAAUACAGUGCGUCGCGACAGUACCGGGCGUUAUGUGGUUCGCUUACCGUUUCGCGAGACAAACCAGCGUCUCGGCGAAUCGCGAAAUAUCGCGCUCAAGCGUCUAACUUCGUUAGAACGCAAACUCAAUGCGAACGCAAUAUUGAGAAAUGAAUAUACGCAGGUCUUGGAGGAAUAUUUAAGAUUAGGUCAUAUGUCCGUAGUAGAAAUCUCUAGCGAUGACGGAUUUUAUAUGCCCCACCACGCCGUAAUUAAAGAAUCAAGCAAUACUACGAAGGUUCGAGUUGUAUUCGACGCGUCCGCGAAGACAAGCAGCGGCGUGGCUCUGAACGAUAUACUGAUGGUGGGACCCACGAUUCAAGAUAAACUUUUUUCACACGUAAUUCGGUUCCGGACGUACAAGGUCGUUAUCACCGCGGACAUAGAAAAGAUGUACCGUCAGGUAUCGUUGCAUGAAAGCGAUCGACGGUAUCAAAGGAUUCUCUGGCGUAGGGACGGCGAGAUAAUGACGUUUCAAUUAAACACGCUUACGUUCGGCGUGGCGUCCUCUCCGUUUCUAGCAAUUCGCACCAUACAAAAACUCGCGGACGACGAAUGCAAUGCAUGUCCACGAGCGGCGGAAAUUCUCAAGGCGCAUCUUUAUGUAGACGAUUUAUUAACCGGCGCCGGUAGUAUUGAAGAGGCUCGCGCGAUCCGAGAUGAAAUCGUCGAAUUGCUAGCGCGGGGAGGAUUCACGAUCAGACAAUGGGCUUCUAAUGAAAAGGAUGUUAUCAAGGAUCUAGCAGACAGCGAAAUACAUGCGAAUUUUACGGUAGAGAUAGACCGCUCUUUGAAAACGUUAGGGUUGUUAGCGCCGGUCGUCAUGUGCGCGAAGAAAUUAAUGCAAGACGUGUGGCGGUGCGGGGUACAUUGGGAUGAAUCCGUUCCGCAGAGCUUGUAUACCGAAUGGUCGGAGUUUGCUCGACAAUUACAUUUAAUGAACCAGGUUUCCUUUGAUCGCAGAUUACUAAUAGAUGAUUAUAAGGGCAUUCAAAUUCACGGAUUCUGCGACGCGAGCAAAAUCGGCUACGGUGCAUGUCUAUACAUACGUUCGUACGGGAUGCAGGAAAAUGUCGUCAACAGACUGGUAUGCGCUAAAUCACGGGUCGCACCGUUGAAAACGAUCACCAUACCACGGCUUGAACUUUGCGGCGCACUAUUAUUAGCCCGCUUAUACCGCGAAACGAGCGACGCGCUGGGAAUUACACCGGACAAGGUGAUUUUCUGGUGUGAUUCAACCAUUGUAUUGCACUGGUUGAAAACGUCACCUCAGCGACUCAAAACCUUCGUAGCAAACCGAGUCGCGGAGGUCCAGGAAGUCACCGGCGCGAACGAAUGGCGACACGUUAAGUCAGAAGACAACCCGGCCGACGCGAUCUCAAGAGGCCAAUUGCCUCAUGCGUUUUUACGGAAUCAAACGUGGCUUACGGGCCCUCCGUGGUUAAUCAAAGACGAGGGCGAAUGGCCCAACGAAAACAUACAAAUAAGCGAAAUACCCGAA